UCGGGUUAGCACGCUCGGGAAUCGAAAAAGCUGCUCGCCAAAAAUCAAAUAAAGCAAGUCGCGAAAAGUUAAAAGUAACAAUCGAAAAAGUUUAAGGCAAAAACAUUCCGCUUUUUUGCACAAAAGUUUCGUUUGAUAUCAAUUAGUUUCGCGUUUAAGGAUAUUAAGGAUAUACACCAAAAAUAAAAAAUGUUGAAAUUUAUACUACCCGCAUUUGUUCUGAUUGCAUCAUGCCUUGGCAGUCCGGUGAGCCAAAAUCGUCGAUUCCCCAACGACUUUCGCUGGGGCGUCGCCUCAUCAUCUUAUCAAAUCGAGGGGGGCUGGAAUGCGGAUGAUAAGGGGGAGUCCAUUUGGGACUUUCUCACCCACAAUCAUCCCGAGAAAAUAGUGGACCGAUCAAAUGGUGAUAUUUCCUCGGACAGCUAUCAUCAGUGGAAACGCGAUGUGCAGAUGGUGAAGGAGCUGCAUGCGGGAACGUACCGCUUCUCCUUGUCUUGGCCACGAAUUAUGCCCGGUGGCUACAUGAACCACGUGAGCACCGCGGGCAUCAAGUACUACUCCAAUUUGAUCGACGAGCUGCUCCGCUACAACAUCACUCCCAUGGUGACCAUCUACCACUGGGACAUGCCACAAAGGUUGCAGGAGCUGGGUGGCUGGACCAAUCCGGAGAUCAUUCCGGUUUUCAAGGACUUCGCACGAUUGGUUAUUGAAAUGUUCGGAGAUCGGGUGAAGACUUGGAUCACCAUCAAUGAGCCGUGGCAUGUGUGUGAACAUGGUUAUGGAGUGGAUUACAUGGCACCUUCUUAUAAUUAUCCUGGCAUUCCCGCUUAUCUCUGUGGCCACAAUAUUCUGAAGGCCCACGCCGAAGUGGUGCACAUGUACCGCGAACUCUUCCAGCAGCGUCAAGGUGGCCGCAUUGGCAUCACCAUCGAUUCAUCCUGGGCGGAACCCAAGGAUGCUAACUCUGCUGAGGAUCGCGAGGCAUCUGAGAGGGCUCUCCAGUUUUAUGUGGGUUGGUUUGCCCAUCCGAUCUUCUCCAAGCACGGAAAUUACCCCAAAGUGAUGAUUGAGCGGAUCAGGAACCUCAGCAAGGAGCAGGGAUUUGGUGUGCGUUCCAGGUUGCCCGAAUUUACGCAGGAGGAGAUCCGUCGCAUCCGCGGCACCUCCGACUUUUUUGGUCUCAACACCUACACCAGCAACCUGGUCACCUCGAAUGGACACAACAACACCGGCAACUUCCCUGUUCCGUCCUUCAAUCACGACAUGGGAGUGGUCGAGAGCAAGGACCCCGAAUGGCCAGGUUCCGGAUCCGAAUGGCUUAAGGUCUUUCCCAAGGGAAUGUACAAUCUGUUGAUGUGGAUACACCGCGAAUACAAUGCGCCCGAGAUUAUCAUCACGGAGAAUGGAGUCAGUGAUCGCGGUGGACUGGAUGACUAUGCUCGCGUGGAUUACUACAAUCUGUAUCUGUCGGCGGUUCUGGAUGCCAUCGAAGAUGGUGCAAAUGUCAGAGGUUAUACCGCCUGGAGUCUGAUGGACAGCUACGAGUGGAAGGUCGGCUACACGGAGAAGUUCGGACUCUACCACGUGGACUUCAAUUCGCCGGAAAGAACGCGAACCCCAAAGGUUUCGGCGCGAGUUUUUGCCCAGAUCUGCAAGACGAACACCAUCGACUGGAGCUACCGACCAACGCUCGAUGAGGAGCAGCAACUGGUGGCCAUGGCUCAGCUGCCGGAGGAGGAUCAGGUGGCCAGGACGAGUGGAGCCAGUGGCAUCAUGAGUUGGAGCCUCACUGGCCUCCUCAUUGUGGCCCUCUUCAGAUGAGCUGAAGAUGAGAUGAACGAGUCGAAAUGCCUUGCCAUACUCAACUUGUCAACUUGUCGUGAUGCCAAGUAUUGUUUGCUACUCGUAACCCUAAGUUUGUCUAACCAGCGAUCUAAUAAAUUAUGUAUAGAUGUUCUAAUUUGUACUUAAGCUAAAAGACUCGAAACUGAAUAAAACGUUUUUGUGAUAUUAUAAA
Messenger RNA from Drosophila ficusphila, 2017 nucleotides. Its product is annotated as myrosinase 1. Gene Ontology annotation, molecular function: beta-glucosidase activity. The transcript has 4 exons. The record is from RefSeq and is a predicted model, not a curated record. NCBI's taxonomy places the organism in Eukaryota, Metazoa, Arthropoda, Insecta, Diptera, Drosophilidae. Gene Ontology annotation, biological process: carbohydrate metabolic process. The coding region runs from base 190 to 1821 and encodes 543 amino acids.